Molecule: messenger RNA, 817 nt
Organism: Medioppia subpectinata
Lineage: Eukaryota; Metazoa; Arthropoda; Arachnida; Sarcoptiformes; Oppiidae
Source: the annotation of a GenBank genome assembly
AAUGAUGGCCAUCAUACUAUUGGUAACGACCAUGUUGCAACUGCCUGCGCCCACACACCAGGGCUACGAAGAGGAUCUAAGGGUCAAUUUCAGAGAUACACUUCAUGUGGACGACAACGAGCUGUGGGGAGAGGGCGACGAAGCGAUGAGAAGCCAGUUCUUAGACGAGGAUAAGUUCGCCAAAAGCAUGUGUCCGGUGGGAGAGGAUGACUGCCACGAGAACGCUAUGCUUCAGGCGGCGCCCGACAAAAAAACGCCGGCCGAGAAAAUCAAAGAGAAACUCCAGCGACACAAACAGUACGAGAAGGCCAUGAAGGACGGCGAGGCUCAGGCACAGAAGGAGCUGAAGGCGGCCGGCAAAGCCGACGAGUGGGGCGGCUUUUUGCCACCCAACAUGAUCAAAGGCACCACUCUCACCAACGAGACUAAGGCCGGAUCUAAGCCCCGAGCGAAUGCUCACGCUAAAGGCGCACCCAAAAAAGGAAAGGGGAAAGAAGGCAAAUCAGAUGAAAAAGAGGAUAAAUACGAGAAGGCCAUGAAAGACGGCGAGAGUCACGCCCACAAGGAUCUAAAGGCGGCCGGCGGUGCCGACCCGUACGGCGGCUUUUUGUUACCCCAAACAGACGACGGCAAACACCCCCAUAAAGCCGGAUCUAAGCCCAGAGCUAAUGCUCACGCUAAAGGCCCACCCAAAAAAGGAAAGGGAAAAGGAGGCAAAUCCGGUAAAAUAAAUGAUGAUGGUGAUGAGGUCGAGAUAUCGAUGUCAUAGGCAGCUUCUGCACCCUAAUAAAGCAUUAUGGCUUUUGUCGGAGUUUAA